UGCUGUCUCCAUGCAGAAGUUGUUUUUGGAGAGUCUAAGAAAGGCCCUGGCUGGUCACAGUAGCAGCAAGCAGUUGACUGAGAGUGCAGCCAUUGCCUGUGUGAAACUGUCUAAAGCCUGCACAUACAUUAACUGGGAGGAUCAUUCCGUCAUCUUCCUUCUGGUGCAGUCUAUAGUAAUGGACCUCAAAGCUCUCCUGUUCAACCCCACCAAGCCGGUCCCCAGGGGCACCGGGUGCCAGAGUGCUGACAUGGACCUGAUGAUCGACUGCUUUGUGUCCUGCUUCCGCAUCAGCCCACACAACAACCAGCACUUCAAGUCUGUGUUGUCAGCAGAAUCUGGAAUGGUCCCAGCCACCUCUUUGCUUUCCAGCUUUUCCUUCUGA
Molecule: messenger RNA, 385 nt
Organism: Hemibagrus wyckioides
Lineage: Eukaryota; Metazoa; Chordata; Actinopteri; Siluriformes; Bagridae
Product: neurofibromin-like
Exons: 3
Coding region: 11-385 (124 amino acids)
Source: RefSeq, a predicted model, not a curated record